AUGUCUCAACAACACUCCUCCUCCUCGUCAUCAUCAUCCUAUGUCUUUCCCACUCACAAACUUCGACCCCUUCCGAGUAGUACCACUACUGAUAGUAGUUGCACUCAAAACACAUCGAUCAUUCUCAUUGCGUGUGGAAGUUUCAAUCCGAUCACCAAUUCUCACCUCCGAAUGUUUGAAACAGCUCGAGACUAUCUCCAAAAUGAAGAGAAGCUUUCUGUGUUGGGUGGUUUCAUCUCUCCAGUUCAUCAAGACUAUGCCAAAAGAAAACCAACUCUCAUAGAGGCACAUCAUCGAGUGGAAAUGUGUAAAUUGGCUGUCUCUGAUUCGGACUGGGUGGAUUUAGAUAUGUGGGAAGUGAAUCAAACCGAAUACAGUCGUACAUUAUUUGUGUUAAAACAUUUCACAGAAGAAAUUGAAAAGUUUUAUUCUCUUUCUUCUGGCAAUAGUGAUGAUCAAAAAGUGAGAAUUAUGUUAUUGUGUGGAGCUGAUUUAUUGGAAUCUUUUGUGAAACCGGGAGUGUGGAUUCCAGAACAAGUCGAGUACAUUCUUUCCACGUAUGGAGUGUGUUGCAUUGAGAGAGAUGGAAUUUCAAUUUCGAAAAUUAUAUUCGAACAUGAUGUCUUGUACAAGUAUAGGAAAAACAUUCACGUCAUUCCAGAAUGGAUCAUCAAUGAUGUGAGCUCAACAAAAGUUCGUCAACUUGUAAGAAGAAAUCACUCCAUCAAGUAUUAUGUGGCUGACAAGGUGGCAGAGUACAUCAAGAACCAUCAAUUGUAUUUGGCUGAACAAACCAAUACCAGCACAAAUGCAGUAUUCGAAAAUAAACAAUUAUAA
This is a messenger RNA of Naegleria fowleri, 837 nucleotides long. RefSeq lists its product as uncharacterized. Gene Ontology annotation, biological process: NAD+ biosynthetic process. Bases 1 to 837 code for a protein of 278 amino acids. Gene Ontology annotation, molecular function: nicotinamide-nucleotide adenylyltransferase activity; nicotinate-nucleotide adenylyltransferase activity. The transcript has a single exon. The record is from RefSeq and is a predicted model, not a curated record. NCBI's taxonomy places the organism in Eukaryota, Heterolobosea, Eutetramitea, Acrasida, Naegleriidae.